This is a messenger RNA of Rhopilema esculentum, 1348 nucleotides long. RefSeq names its product zinc transporter ZIP13. Gene Ontology annotation, molecular function: zinc ion transmembrane transporter activity. Gene Ontology annotation, cellular component: membrane. Gene Ontology annotation, biological process: intracellular zinc ion homeostasis; zinc ion transmembrane transport. The record is from RefSeq and is a predicted model, not a curated record. NCBI's taxonomy places the organism in Eukaryota, Metazoa, Cnidaria, Scyphozoa, Rhizostomeae, Rhizostomatidae.
AGACCUCUUAAUAAAAACAACAGGAAGAGAUUCGCACGGGCUGGAAAAGGCGAUCUGGUUUAGCGAAAAUGAAAUCAUAAAAUUAGUCGUGUUUUACUUCAUUAGGAAGAAAAAAAACUGCCAACACUAACAGCGAAAUGAGAGCCGUACAUUUUGCCAUUUUUAUCAUUGUUUCGUUGUUUGUUCUUGAAUAUGCUGAAGGGAAUAUCCACAGAGCUGUUCAUACCCGUAGGCGGCCUAAGCAGGAGAGUGGAUUUCUCACAAGGUUUUACACAAAAUUGCAGAAGUCCUGGCUCGCUAUCCCUGCUUCAUUCCUCGUUGGAUGCACAGGGAUUUUUCCACUUCUUGUGAUUCCAGUACAAUCGGGGAAAUCAUUAAAGGAAGGAGUAACUUCUCAGAGGCUGCAGAUUCUCCUAAGUUUUGCAGUUGGAGGUCUACUUGGGGAUGUUUUUCUACACUUGCUACCGGAAGCUUGGAUGUACCUUGGCAAAGAUGGACAUAAUCAUUAUGGCCACAUGAAAGUUGGACUUUGGUGCCUGGCAGGUCUUCUAGGAUUUCUUUUGUUAGAAAAAGGCUUUGCAGAAGAAAACAAAGAAGAAGAAGAAGAACAGCAUGCCAAAGAUGCAGUCCAAGAACAGAUUCAAGAGCCUUCUCUUAGCUCUGACUGUAGUCUUGCAAAAGUUAGUGGACUCACACAACUUGUACAUGAAAAGGGUAUUUCAAUGUGUCUUAGCACUGGUGGUGUUGAAAAAAGAAAUAUCAAGAUCACAGAAGUUAUAGACAAUGAUCCUAAGCCUGAACCAAAAAACGAAAAUGAUGAUGGUAAACCAAAAGAGAAAAUUGCGGUGUUUGGUUAUUUGAAUCUGUUGGCCAACUGCAUUGAUAAUUUCACUCAUGGACUUGCCGUUGCUGGUAGCUUUGUUGUCAGCAAUCAGGUUGGCAUGUGUACAACAUUGGCCAUUUUGCUUCAUGAAAUACCCCAUGAGAUUGGAGACUUUGCAAUCCUUCUCAAGUCAGGCUUUAAACGAUGGGAUGCUGCUGUUGGCCAGAUGAUUACAGCUUCUGGAGGACUUUUGGGUGCUGUUUUUGGUAUUUUAGCUGAAGGGGCGGGGGAUACCACUGCUUGGGUGUUACCUUUUACGUCUGGGGGAUUCAUUUAUAUUGCUAUGGGAACAAUUGUGCCGGAUCUUCUUAAGGAAGAAAACCCAAGAGAAUCGGUCAAGCAAGUGCUGGCACUCAUUGCAGGCAUCGGUACAAUGUGGAUGGUGUCCGCUCUGCAUCAUUGAACCAACGCUUUUUGUACAAAUCAAUCCAUUCAUUUCUAUGAUAUAUAAUCUAUCUGGGUUUC